UCGCUGAGUCAGUCAGAAUCGAACGAUGUUCGCAGUUGGACGCGCACGCAGCACUACUAACUAGAUAGAAUAUUACUCUGUUGCAAGUUUUUUAGCAUCCCUGAAAAAGUGUGCCUCAGAAGUGUUCUCAGAAGAAUCGUGUACGGUUUUUCCGUGAAUUCGUGCGAUCCGAGAAAAGCAAUAACGAUCGUUUCGUGAGUUUUUUCCGUGUUUUGUUUCAUUCCGAGAUUGCCCAGUUGAAGCGGUGUGGUUUCCGUCCUGGGUGAAAAAAGUUCAGCCUCUCCCUGGUCAGGAUCAAUUAUUGACAGGACGAAUCAACAGUUGUGGUGGAGCUGUCAGUUUUAAGAUUUGCGCCCCCUUUCUGUUCGCGAAAGAGAGUGUGUGCGCGUGGAAGUGUUGCGUUUUUUGACAGACCCAAAGAAGUGGGCAACAGAGGAAACGCAACAGCGAAAAGCAAAAGCAAAAAAAGCCCCGACCGAAAGAAGAAAACAGACAAAAAUACACAUCCGGUCUGCUGGGCUCGAAAAUCGCACCUCGUGAGUGAACUUGAUCGGUGUUUGCAGAAGGAAACAAAGCGAAAUUGUUCGAGAAGUAGCAGCUAGAAACAUUUAUCAGCUAUUAUCGGAAUUUUGUGUGUGCUUUUUUUUAGGCGAGUUGCGAAAACAAGAUAAGAUUUCUUCGCGUGCACUUUUCGCACUUUAUUGCAGCAAAAGCAGCAGCAGCCUAUGUGUGCCUCUUUCGGUUCCUACGAACACCAAUGCAAAUGCAAAUGUGAAGAGAAGCUUAGAAGCAAAACGGAGGAAGCGAAUAAUCAAACACACACGCGCGUUUCAAGAAAUAGCAAAAGCAGCAGUGUAAAAGGAAGCUGUUUGUGAUAUAGCAAACAGGGAGAAGGAAAAAACGACUAACGACUUUGGUGUGAGUGUUGCAAGAAAAUAAGCAACAGCAGUGAGAAGCCACCAUAAUAAUACAGUGUGUGACUCGCCGAGACGGCUUGCAUUCGAAAACGCGAAGGGUGAAAACGAUUUUUGUUGUUGUUUACUAGUUUAUAAACAAUCCUGUUGAUGUUUGACUUAUCACCGUGUCACUAGUUCCGUAGCGUCAACUCAGAAGGGGCCCCCUUUUGCCAGAAAGGCAGACCAUUUGCUUCCCUUCGCAGCACCACGCAGACCAAGAGGAAGUGGCUGUGGCGGCUGUUGUGGAUGUUUCCCUCAAAACCCUGCCGAAGAGCAGCGAAGAAAACAAAACAAAACGUGUAGAUUUUGUCAAAUGUUUCCUCCGCCGAGUGUACGUGUGUUUAUAUUGGAGCUUGCCUUGAAAAUUAACAUAAGUCUCGCUUGAGCAGAAUAAUAGUGGCUGCUGGCUGGCUGGCUGGUGACAAAAAGAGCGUUUGGGAGGCAAACAAAGGUCUCGGAGUGUGUCUCAGCGCCACUCGAGUGGAGAAUUCUGAAAACGAUCAGCGCUCAAUCUGCCGCGUGUAUUACCAACAAUAUAAGAUCAAGUCAAAUUUGUUAAGUUUCUUUUUCGUGUGAAAAAAUUUUGAAAAAAAAAAUUGCAUCUAGAAGCGAAGUAGCAAAGUAAAAGUGCAAACAAGUGAGAUAGUGUUGAUCGAAAAAAUGCUACUGCCAGAAGGAUUCCGUCACGUCGGCGAUGGCCGGCUGGACGUGGACGAGGCACGGCUGCAGCAGCUGCGGGUCCAGCAGGAUUUGGCCGAGAUUUACGACAUCGAGGAGAGCUGGUUUGCAAAGGGAAAGUACGGCAUCGUUCGGCGAGCGGUGGACAAGAAGACCGGUGUCAACUAUGCGGCCAAAUUCUUGCGCCGCCGGCGUCGCGGUCAGUGCUGUGCCAAGGAGAUAAACCACGAGAUUGCGGUGCUGAUGCUGUGCGCCAACUCACAACACAUCGUGCGGCUGCAUGCCGUCCACGAGACCCGCUCGGAGACGGCACUCAUCCUGGAACUUGCCACCGGCGGUGAACUGCAGACUAUGAUCGACAGCAAGGGCCAGCUUUCGGAGGCGAAAACACGUACCUGUAUGCGAGAGAUUCUGCGCGCCCUGAACCACCUGCACAAACAAUCGAUCGCACACCUGGACCUGAAACCACAGAACAUUCUGCUUAGUGGAAAUGACGUUGAAGACGGUCUCAAGCUGUGCGACUUCGGUAUCGCUCGUAUCGUUGAAGAUACAGGUAAGAUAUACGAGAUACUUGGCACGCCGGACUACGUCGCCCCCGAGGUGCUGCACUACGAGCCGCUCUCGCUCCGCACAGACAUCUGGUCCAUCGGGGUGCUGACGUACGUCCUGCUGACGGGCUGCUCCCCAUUUGGCGGGGACAACAAGCAGGAAACGUUCCUUAACAUCACCAAAUGCCUGCUCACCUUCCCGGAGGAACUGUUCGAGGACGUAUCGGAAGACGCGGUCGAUUUUAUCAAGAGUACGCUCCGAAUCAAGCCAAAGGAGCGUCCCACCGUACAGACUUGCCUCGAGCAUCGGUGGCUCACGGAGGACACCGUGAGCAAGGCGAGCGAGGUACUAACCGCCUCCGUCAUCAAACAGCUAAAGUCAGAAAUUGCGGAACAAAUUUCUUGCCCAAUCAUCAGUCCGGAUGCUGUAAAAGUGUCUUUUGUAGAGGAGCAAUCCACCGAAGCACCGGUAUACAUCAAUGGCCAUCAUAAGACCAACGGAGUUCAUGUGGAGGAAAAGAAAGAUGAGUACCAAGCGAAACCCGCAAUAAAAGAGGAAGACGAUGAUGCGGAGACCAAUAAGGAGAAUCUCCUAGUACAAAGCAGCCCUAUUCAACCGGCAGCCAGUGUGGUUGAGCUGGUAAGUGUCUCGCUGUUUCCGGAUGCUCCAACUACGCCUAAGGUUAGUCGGAAGGCACCACCUUCUGAGCAGCAGCAAAACGGUCAGUUGCAUCACAACAAUCACCACGGUCACCAUAAUCACCACCACCACCAUCAUCAUCACCAUCACCUCCACCAUCACAGCCACAAUCACAGCAGCAACAAUGGGGGCGUGGUGAUGGUAAGCAGCAGACAAACGACGACGACGACGACAACUUCCCACCAGUCCGUCAAGGCAUACGUACAAAAGUUCCAACAGCAGCAGCACCAGGAGUCGACGACGGCGUUGAUGCUCCCCAUGGAGAACGGUUUCUGCGCAGCGGCCGCCACUCUAUGCUGUCUCAAGUGCACCGAGGAGACGACCACAGGAGCGGCUGCCGCUGGGCUGGCUGUAGCCGUUGCCACCGUUGCCACGAGGAAAACGCUCCAGUGUGGCGACAAGGGUAUCAUUUGCUGAGAACCGGCCCCCGGCGGGAGAUCACUUACCGGCGGCGGCGGCGGCGGCGGCUGGAAAAGCUAGUGUUUGUAGUGCCCUCACAAAAGCACAAAAGGGGGUGUCCCCGGAAUUGAUUCUGGCGAUUUGGCAUAGGUGUUAGCAGGUUUCCCGCGCUGCGGGAAAUCGAAUUCGAUAGUACUUAAGGUGAGGGGAGUGAUCUUCGAACGGGAGACGAAGAAUUGUUGUUGUGCCAGAGCGCUUCUCCAAUCGGAGGAGAAGUAUAGGAAUUUUGCCGAGCGAAUUGUUAGAAUCAGUUCACUCAGUGUCACACACACACACACAAACCGGAAGUCUACUGGUAGGUAUCGUGCUACCAGCAUUGAGGAUUCUUCAAAGCCGAUUGAAGUGUUUUUUUUAGCCUGUAAGAAUUUAGAUAGGCAAUAAGGUAUACCUAUUAUUGUAAUUUGUUCUAUUUUGUAAGAGCAUUUCUAUUUUGAAUUUCUUAUCCUUUAUUUAAUACAAACCCAUAAACAAACAACGAGAGAACUGGAUGUCUCCGUUCUGAAGUGAAAACGCGCAUACAUUCUUCAUGAGGCGUGGCAAAUAUGGCAAGUGUCGUAAUUGAACAAUCGUAACAUGUUUUUAUCAUCAUGAAAUUUGUGUAGCAAUAAAGUAGCUAUUCUGUUCUACUUAGUCAGUUUUCCACUACGAUAUCGGUAAUAGAGCGGCGUAGAAAAAAGCGAAGGUUGUGCGUUAUUAAUACAUAUAUCCGCGAGAUGCGAUCGAAUGUUUGUUAUUGUAACGUUAUUGACAAAGCAGCUCGAAGCUUAUCUCGUUGUCAGGAUAAUCAAAAUGAAUGCAGUCAACAGACCAACAAGCCUUCGUUUGUAUCUCUUCCAAAAAGCUGCAAAUAACGCUUACAUUUUAGCUUCUUAUAGAUAUAAAAAAAACAAUAGACAAAUUGAAUAAAUGUGAAAACGCAAAGUUAGAAGAUUUGUUCCAGAAUACAUAUUCCCAACCAAAUCCGGUGCCUUGGACAAAAGUGCAUCGUAGUUCGUGUUGGUUGAAGCCAAGCAAAAAAAUAAAACAAAAACUUUAUCCCUAACGGCCAAAUUAAUCGCGUAGGUACUCUCCACCUGUUGUUAAAGAGUUCUCGCUCCUUUUUAAAGUGUAUAACAUCAUCGGUCCUAGCUUCUAUCGUUACAAAAUAUUGCGAAACAAAAAAAAAUUAUUGUAAAGCAAGCAAACGCUGAAAUGUUGUUAACAGGUUUGAUAUAAAUAGUUUAUACAAGACACAUUAUCAUUAUUGGAUUGCGUGUGCGUGUGUGUGUUUGCGCGUCGAGCGUUUGUAAAACAAAUAUGUAAAUAACGUGUGAUGUGGUUGUGACUGAAAGUAUGUGUUCAAUUUUGUACAUUUUUAUUUUAUUCCGUUAAUUUAAUGUUCGGAAAUUCGAUUUGUAAUAAAACAGAUAGGCUGCUGCGCGACUGGAGCGGAUUCGAUUUAGUGAGAUUAAGUUUUACCGGCCCACAGUGCUUUUAAUUUAUUUUUCGUUUUACUUUUUUUCGUUUCAUAUUUAGAUGUAGAAAACCUUAACCAAUUGGGCAAACUGAAUAUGUGGAGAUUUUUCAAAUUUAUACCUUUCUGGCAAAUCUUCUCAUGCUCUCAACCAGCAAUUGCUUAAGUUUUUAAUAUGAACUUUUAUUUUAUUCUUCUCUUUUUUGGUUUUUUUUUAUUACAUGUUAUGUUCAGUAACAUUCGUUUUAGUUUAGACAAAGACUAUGAAACAAUGAACACAGAGUCCACACUUUCCCGCCUGCAAAACUGAGUUUAAUUAAUUAUUCUACCCUAGGUGUUAAGGAACGAAAAAGACAAGAAAAAAAAACAAUUGUGGAUUACGGAAAGAGCGCGAGCUGAACAGAAUGUGCGGACACAUAUGUGUAAUAUGUAUUUGUUGUGGUUAGUAAUUGCAGCAGGGAAAGAGGAAUAGAUUAAUGUACAUUGCGAAAAUAAA
Molecule: messenger RNA, 5290 nt
Organism: Toxorhynchites rutilus septentrionalis
Lineage: Eukaryota; Metazoa; Arthropoda; Insecta; Diptera; Culicidae
Gene: Drak
Product: serine/threonine-protein kinase 17A
Exons: 5
Coding region: 1617-3299 (560 amino acids)
Biological process (GO): protein phosphorylation; intracellular signal transduction; positive regulation of apoptotic process
Cellular component (GO): nucleus
Molecular function (GO): ATP binding; protein serine/threonine kinase activity
Source: RefSeq, a predicted model, not a curated record